Messenger RNA from Homarus americanus (American lobster), 2901 nucleotides. RefSeq names its product extensin-2-like. The transcript has 2 exons. NCBI's taxonomy places the organism in Eukaryota, Metazoa, Arthropoda, Malacostraca, Decapoda, Nephropidae. The annotation marks the transcript as partial. The record is from RefSeq and is a predicted model, not a curated record.
UGGUCCCUCUACACUGGUCCCACCUCUACAUUGGUCCACCUCUACAUUGGUCCACCUCUACAGGUCCACCUCUGCACUGGUCCCACCUCUGGUCCACCUCUACAUUGUCUACCUCUACACUGGUCCACUUCUACACUGGUCACCUCUACACUGGUCGACUUCACUGGUCCACCUCUACACUGGUCCUCACCCAUUGGUCCACCUCUACACUGGUCCACCUCUACAUUGGUCUACCUCUACACUGGUCUACCUCUACACUGGUCCACCUCCUACUGGUCACCUCUCUACACACAGUCCCUCUACAUUGGUCACAUCUACACUGGUCCACCUCUACACUGGUCCCACCUCUACACUGGUCUACCUCUACACUGGUCUACCUCUACACUGGUCUACCUCUACAUUGGUCUACCUCUACACUGGUCUACCUCUACACUGGUCCCACCUCUACAUUGGUCCACCUCUACAUGGUCUGCCUCUACACUGGUCUGCCUCUACACUGGUUCUACCUCUACACUGGUCCCCUCUACACUGGUCUACCUCUACAGUGGUCCACUUCUACACUGGUCUACCUCUACAGUGGUCUACCUCUACAGUGGUCUACCUCUAAACUGGUCUACCUCUACACUGGUCCACCUCUACAUUGGUCCACCUCUCUGGUCUGCCUCUACACUGGUCUGCCUCUACACUGGUCUACCUCUACACUGGUCUACCUCUACACUGGUCUACCUCUACACUGGUCCCACCUCUACAUUGGUCUACCUCUACAGUGGUUCACCUCUACAAUGGUCUGCCUCUACACUGGUCUGCCUCUACACUGGUCUACCUCUACACUGGUCUACACUACACUGGUCUACCUCUACACUGGUCCCACCUCACAUUGGUCCCACCUCUACAUUGGUCCACCUCCACAAUGGUCUGCCUCUACACUGGUCUGCCUCUACACUGGUUUUCUCUACACUGGUUCACCUCACACUGGUCCACCUCUACAUUUGUCUACCUCUACACUGGUCUACCUCUACACUGGUCCACCUCUACACUGGUCCACCUCUACACUGGUCUACCUCUACGCUGGUCUACCUCUACACUGGUCCACCUCUACACUGGUCUACCUCUACACUGGUCUACCUCUACACUGGUCCACCUCUACAUUUGUCUACCUCUACAUGGUCUACCUCUACACUGGUCCACCUCUACACUGGUCCCACCUCUACACUGGUCUACCUCUACUUGGUCUACCUCACACUGGUCCACCUCUACACUGGUCCACCUCUACACUGGUCUACCUCUACACUGGUCUACCUCUACACUGGUCCACCUCUACACUGGUCCCACCUCUACAUUGGUCUACCUCUACUGGUCCCACCUCUACACUGGUCUACCCUCUACACUGGUCUACCUCACUGGUCCACCUCUACAUUUGUCUACCUCUACACUGGUCUACCUCUACACUGGUCCACCUCUACACUGGUCCACCUCUACACUGGUCCACCUGCUGGUCACCUCUACACUGGUCCACCUCUACACUGGUCCACUUCUACACUGGUCCACCUCUACACUGGUCCACCUCCAUUGGUCCACCUCUACACUGGUCCACCUCUACAUUGGUCUACCCUCUACACUGGUCUACCUCUACACUGGUCCCUCUACACUGGUCCACCUCACACUGGUCCCACCUCUACAUUGGUCCACAUCUACACUGGUCCACCUACACUGGUCCACCUCUACUGGUCUACCUCCACAGUGGUCUACCUCUACUGGUCUACCUCUACAUUGGUCUACCUCUACACUGGUCUACCUCUACACUGGUCCCACCUCUACAUUGGUCCCACCUCUACAAUGGUCUGCCUCUACAGUGGUCUACCUCUACAGUGGUCUACCUCACUGGUCUCUACCUCUACAGUGGUCUACCUCUACACUGGUCUACCUCUCCACUGGUCUACCUCUACUGGUCCACCUCUACACUGGUCCACCUCUACACUGGUCUACCUCUACACUGGUCCCACCCCACACUGGUCCACCUCUACACUGGUCUACCUCUACUCACAGUCCACCUCUACAUUGGUCUACCUCUACAGUCUACCUCCACUGGUCCACCUCUACACUGGUCACACUCACUGUUCUACUCUACACUGGUCCACCCCUACACUGGUCACCUCUACACUGGUCUACCUCUACUCAGAUCCACCUCUGUUGGUCUACCUCUACACUGGUCUACCUCUACACUGGUCUACCUCUGCUGGUCUACCUCUACACUGGUCCACCUCUGCUGGUCCACCUCACACUGGUCUACCUCUACACUGGUCCACCCUACACUGGUCCACCUCUACACUGGUCUACCUCUACUCUGAUCCACCUCUACAUUGGUCUGCACCCCUCUACACUGGUCUACCUCUACACUGGUCUACCUCUACACUGGUCUACCUCUACACUGGUCCACCUCUACACUGGUCUACCUCUACACUGGUCACCUCUACAUUGGUCACCUCUCUACACUGGUCCACCUCUACAUUGGUCCACCUCUACACUGGUCACCUCUACACUGGUCUACCUCUGCUCAGUCCACCUCUACAUUGGUCCACCUAUUUGGUCCCACCUCUACAUUGGCCCACCUCUACAUUGGCCCACCUCAACAUUGGUCCAACUCUACACUGGUCUACCUCUACACUGGUCUACCUCUACACUGGUCUACCUCUACACUGGUCUACCUCCAACACUGAACUUGCUCUUGUGUGCCAUAACAGAGACACUCUUGUCGUUAAUGACCUGAUAACAGAGACACUCUUGUUGUGUACCAUAACAGAGACUCUUUGUUUUGUGUCCAUAACAGAGACACUUCUUGUCGUGUGCCAUAACAGAGACACUCUUGUUGUUGACCGCCAUAACAGGGCUACUCUUGUUUGA